Molecule: messenger RNA, 1425 nt
Organism: Purpureocillium lilacinum
Lineage: Eukaryota; Fungi; Ascomycota; Sordariomycetes; Hypocreales; Ophiocordycipitaceae
Source: RefSeq, a predicted model, not a curated record
AUGAAGACUGCCAAAGCAGAAGUGGAUAGUCAACGACAGGCCAGCGUGGCUCUUGCGAACCAGGAGUAUCUUGGCCAUGCGCCCGAAGACCCCUCCAUAAUUCAUGCAAGUCUGGUCAUCCCGGGAAACGACAUGCUGCCACAGGGCCUAGAAGACCCGGAUGCGCUCAACGACAUCCGCCUCAGGUACAAAGUGUGGAUUACCCGCUCACAGCCCAACAUAUUCGACAUUCGCGGUCGUGAUAUGCGUCAGCUGCAAGAGGCCGUGAAAGAAUUGAACUGGGCCCUCCACGACAUGAGGCUGUCCAGUGAGGCUCUGACGAUACGCUUCUUGGCACAGAAGCCUAGCAGGGACCAAGACAGCGCCAUUGUCAACGUCGAAUUGAAUUGUCGUCCGAUAGUGAAGGCUCUCAGCAAUACACCUCGCUCCGUCCUAACAACCGCGCUGGACCUUGUCGACCGGCUGCGCACCAGCCUCUUGCCGUCGGCAGACAUCCUCAGACUUUUGACAACGGACCUCCGAAUGCGAGUCAACUUUGGACACCUACAAGUGCGGACCAGAAAGAAGGGGCUUGGCAGAGACAUGUCGUAUGCCAACUUUGCCGAGAUGAUUCCGCAAUACUCGAACCGCGGCGGCGCCAGCCUACACACUCGCAUGCCGGCUGUUGCGCACGCAGCAAAGGUUUUGCAUAAGAUACUCGACCCGAUUGUCGGACUGCAUUACCCAAAAGAACACGCAGUCUCCGGGCGCUGCACUGUUGCGCUUGGACUUGGCGAUCACGAGCUGGUGGCAGACGCCAAGCUGCCGACCAAAGACAAGGAACAGCUUUCGAUUCCUACCCUCGCCAAGCCUGAGGCCUGGCCGCGUCUCAACUGGACAGUGGCAGCGCCUGACAUGCCCCUAGACUGGAACUUCCAGGUCGAUUCGCUAGGGUACCAGGCCGUCGUUCCAGACGAUCUCCUGAAGCUGAUGCAGAGCAUCGUACUGAUACCUAAUAAGGCUGAUAAGGGCGACGGACACUCCCUUUGUCCACCACGGCUCUUGAAUGGCCAGUCGGCAGGUGGUCAGAUCGACAGGACCACCCUCAAAACCUCCAUCAUAGUGCCUUUCAGGAACACUCCAUUCGUCAUCGAGGUCAGCAUAACGCAGCAGUGGCAAGGAAUGAAGACGGUCUCCGAAGCGGACACAUGGUGGGGGCUCGAGUUCUACUGCCGAGGAUGGGAUGAGGCCAUCAACAAUGUCAGCCCAGGUGAAAGGCGGAAGGAUUGGGGCCCGAAGCUGGAGAGAAUCUGGCCGGGAAUUGACCAGAGUCUGGAGGAGCGCUUCACGGCGUUUCUCGAGUACAUUGUGGAGAUUCAGGCGGCAUUGGACGAUGUCGACUUCAAGUCACGCGCGGGUUUCCGCGCCCAAAAUGCGUCAAAAUAA